AAGCAUCCGAAUCCAUCUGAUCUAUCUAGUUAAAUAUGAAUGCACGGUCUCGUCAUUUUUCUUUCUAGAAAUAUUUCGUACAUGAACUGUUGAUCGUUGAGUCUAUUGUUGCUGUUCUGUUGUCAGGCGGGGCCUUGAGUAGUCUUAUCGGGCGGUUGUCACUGGUUACUCGGGCUACAAUCAUCUGUAUUACUGUUUUGGGCCACUCUCAGUGAUCGCAUCGCAACAAAAGAGUACCUGUUGGCUGUACGGCAGCUCAGAAACUAAGACAAAAUGAUCGCAGAAGUGCUCUUUAUCUUCUGGCGCCUGACCGAGAUUGUCUUUUUGAUCCCGAUCAUUGGCAUGCUGGCAUACUUUGUCAAUGGCUUCCUCAAUGCCAAUCAGCUCACCCCAGCCUACAUCCUCGUCCUCUUCAUCGUCAGCACAAUCGCCGUCUUCUGGUGCAUCGACACAGUCCUCCGAUUCGGCAGUACGAGACGCUCAGCGUUCUUCGUCUCAUUCAUCGAUCUCUGCUUCUUCGGUGCCUUGAUCGCCGGCGUGUAUGAACUUCGCUUCAUUGCUGGCGCUAACUGCACGAGCUGGACUGAUAUCACUUCAUCCGUAUCGCUAGGUCCCUUCGGAUCGAUUGUGUAUACGGGCGAAAGACCAAAUUUCAACAAGACAUGUUCCAUGCUCAAGGCCUCGUUUGCUAUCGGGAUCAUGGAAGUGGUGUUUUUCUUCUUCACGGCGUUUUUGGCCCUGAUGAUUUUCAAUCAUCAUCGCGAUCCUGUGGUGAAGGAGACGGUGGUCAGACGUCGCAGUCAUAGCAGCCGGCGCGGUCAUCGUCAUAGUCGCAGUGGUUCAUCUAGUCGACGACAUUAUGUGGUAUGAUUAUCAUGGCUUGGAAGAAAUGAAGAAAUUGGAAAUUUUUAAAGAAAAAAAAAAGGAUCAAUGUGUGUUGCGUCUUUUCAACCGUCGUGCUGGAAUUGGUUCUGCUGUAUUGUAUUUUACGCUUGAUGCUUGAUGCUUGAUGAUUCUCCUGUGAAUAUUGAAUGGCCUGUAUUUAGUACGAAUAGAUGAAUAAUGACAUCUCA
This is a messenger RNA of Talaromyces stipitatus ATCC 10500, 1073 nucleotides long. RefSeq lists its product as uncharacterized. The transcript has 2 exons. The coding region runs from base 274 to 870 and encodes 198 amino acids. Lineage: Eukaryota; Fungi; Ascomycota; Eurotiomycetes; Eurotiales; Trichocomaceae. The record is from RefSeq and is a predicted model, not a curated record.